Messenger RNA from Grosmannia clavigera kw1407, 3366 nucleotides. RefSeq lists its product as uncharacterized. Bases 1 to 3366 code for a protein of 1121 amino acids. The transcript has 2 exons. Lineage: Eukaryota; Fungi; Ascomycota; Sordariomycetes; Ophiostomatales; Ophiostomataceae. The record is from RefSeq and is a predicted model, not a curated record.
AUGUCGUGGCUGUUUCCCAGACGGCAGCGCACCGCCAUCGAUCCCCAGACAAUCGAGCAAGAGCAUGAUGUUGCUUCCAGGCUCGAGCUCUCGCCCUUUGGCGUCCCUCUCCAUCCGACCUCUGUACCGGUUGAUUCAAGCCGUGUUCAGAAACCCAGGAAAAGGCCCGUCAGCCGCCUAUUGACAGCUGAAGAUGGCUACACCCCCGGAAGCAACUCGCACAGAGGCCAUGCCCGGCUUUUGGGAGGGGCUUCCGCUGAUGUCGGUGUCAAUGCCAAUCCCAAAUCGGGGUUGAAUCUGGAAAAGUGGAUUCCUCUCUACGGCUUCCAGGGCCUUGUCAUGUUCAACAUCCACGACGACUACUCCCUCGUCGACGCUGUCGUCCGCCUCGCUCCACAGCAGCUCCUGAACUUUGCCUUCUACGAGGAGACGACGCCCGCAGAUGAAAGUUCCCAGGACAACAACGCAGCCGCCUUCAGCCGUGAGAUCCACGUCGACAUCAGGGCCCAGAACUACUGCCGCAACAAGAUUCGCUCCAUAUUCGGGUCUGACGACACCGAGAAGACCCACGCUCUCUUUGUGUACGCACGCGACGAGCAGCCACCGCCGUCAGGCCGAUGGCAGCCCGGGCCGGCCGACGAAACCGACAGCCACGCUGUCCUCCGCUGUGUCCGGCGAGAGUACAGCGAGCUGCAGGAUAUUGCUUAUCUCCGGCUGCCCGUCAACGCGGCUCACCUGCGCUACAACCAGUACGUCGUCUGGCUCAUGGUUGUGGCCCGCAUCUUGACGCCCGGCUCCGGCCUGCGGAUGCUGCGUCUCGAUGAUCUGGGCGUGGUCGCCCACAGUUUCGUCGGCAUCGACAACAGCCUGCAUUCUGAUCUGCGCACACACGGCGCUGCCGGCUUCUCGCACUGGUCGUGGCGCGAGCUCGUCCAGGACGCGAGCAACGGCAUCCGCUUGAUCGCACUGGACGUCAUACCCCUCGAUCGUGCCACCCUGGCCGUCAUGGUGCCGGGAAUGAAUCUGGGUCUCCGCGGCCGCCAUCAGCCCCAUGUCCUCGUUGGUCUUCACCGCCUCGGGGACCAUGCCGGUGACUUUUACGGCUCCCGUAACCGAACCGUUGUGGCUGAGUGCAUCAACAGCGUCGUCAACGCUUCUACCACCGCGGCCGAGAAGGAGAUGCUGCAGUAUGUCACUGUCUGGGGCAGCGGCGCCUUCUGGAUGUCCGAGGGUGCACCCCUGCACAAGUUUCCCCUGGCGCCCCAUUGGAUCGACUUUCCCACUGAUGCUGGCCUGUCGUCAGGCUUCGUCGUCGUUCGGCCCGGCUACCCAACGUACACGGCGCAUGUGUUUAGUCCUCGAGACGGCGCCGAUGGCGGGAACAACAGCAGCAGAAAUCUAACGCAUUUUGAGUUUAUCAUGGACGCAAAGCUUGACGCCUUUCGACAGCGUAUGCGAGAGGCUGGCCUUGGUCAUCUGGAGCAGAGCUGUCUGCGCAUCAGUCAGAAGGACCCAACACGCCCACAGAUCUCCGACACUGCUCGGUACAAGAAAAUGGAUGCCGAUGAGAGGACGCGCAAUAACCGCAUGGAGUUCAAUCUGGAGCCCACGGCGAGUAACGACAUGUGGAUGUUUAUCUGCAGCCAGAUUGUCGGGCAGGACAUUUAUAUUGAAGAAGCCCCUGCCGAAAGUAUUCUCCCGGAUGUUGAUCUUACGACGAAUCUCUGGGGUUACCGUUCGACCUACGACAACAUGUUUAGCCACAGCCAGCACAUCGAGGUCGCCAAAACUAUGCCGGCCGCAGCAGCAGCUCUUGUUGCUUCGGCUGCUGCAGCAGAACCUGCGAGGCAGAAGACGGCUACCAGCUUCUUCCAAAAUGCUGCUCAGUGGGGCGGCAAUCUCGUGUCCAAACGAAGGCAUCUUGAGCCAUUUCCGCUUCUCGGUGGCCAGAACGGUCAAAAUGGCCAGAGCAGGGCCGUUGACCCUUUGGGCUCCUGGAAGAUGCCUCUGAAAAUGUUCUUGCGCGGUGGUCCCGAUGCUCUUCCGUUUGCGGUCGGCCGAGCCGUGGCGACACCGAACGAGACGGCCGCCCUCAACCUCAUGGCUGCCGACCUGUACGAUCUAGCGCUGCAGCGUGUGGCCCCGUGUCCCUAUGCACAUGAAGAUUGCCAGUCCUUCUUCGUUGCCGGCCAAACUCAGGUGAUCCAGGCCCAUAUUGCAAAAGCACAUCCGCCGCAGAAGCAAUGUCUCUUUUGCGACCACUUCUUUUUAGCCGCCGCCAGCGUCAGUGAUAAGCUGGAUCACCUGAUUAACGUUCACCGGUCCUUCUUUUUCAGUGCUGCAAACGGCAACUCACUGCCACCUCCGCCACCGCCGCCACCAGCACCGCCAGCACCUCUAGCACCGCCAGCACCUCCAGCACCUCCAGCACCUCCAGCGCCUUCAGCGCCUUCACCAUCCUCAGCGCCCCCAGCACCCCCAGCACCCCCGGCAAAACCACAAGCUCCCCUUCGAGGUGGAGAUGGAAACAACGCAAACCCUGCUGCUGGCUCUCUUCAAACAGCAGGACCGACUGCUAAGAAGAAGCGCCAAGUGGGUGCAAAUCAGCAGAGUGAUCCACCCUACCGACCGGGACAAGACAUAAACGGAUCGUCGACGGACGAUAUUAGCGAUGAGGGAAAUGAUAUCACGGACGAUGAUUUGGUUGAAGGCAGUCGUCCGCGGAAAAGGAAGCACGGAACAGAAGACCCAACAUAUCGGCCGGCCAGAGAUGGAGAUGGAGAUGAAGAGGUGGAGGAAGGGAACAACAGCGCAUUUCAGAAAAGCAAGAAGACGAAGCGAGGAGCGGCCGCUGGCAGUCGACCAGAUCUUCAAGACUCUCUGUACCGCCCAGGGCGGAAUAUUGGCGUGUUGGAUUACUCGGAAGACGCGGACGAAGAACUAAGGAAGUCAGCUGCGACUGAAUGGGGUCGUGAUCCGUUUGACCCGACCGGUAAGCGAAAGCGAGUGAUCAGAGAGAAGCCUGUGGUGCCAGAGGAGAUGCUAGAGACGACGAGCACGAUUGCGGAGGUGGAAAAGCCGAAGACGGCAAAACCAAAGAAGACAAAAAAGACAAGACCAACUGGAGGGAUAGGGAAAACAGGGGGGACAAGAAAGACAAUGGGUCAGAUCCGGACACCGAAGCAAAAUAAGACGACAAAGCCCGUGAAGAAAGCAGAAGUGUUGAAGGCGGUAAUACCAGAACCAUCCGAGUUGCUGAAGCCGUCAAAGCAGAGCGAGACUCUGGUUUCUCAGUCGACAGCUGUGCCAGCAGAGGUCGCCCCCAGAAGGUCGGGCAGAAAGCGGAUACCGCGGAUGCUGCGGUAG